UUGACAACGACAAGCUUAGCAUAAUUUUAGAAUUUUCAACAAAUUCAAAAUAAAUUUUCGUUUCCAACCAGAACGAGAAAUUGAUCUCAUAUUAACAUUCCCGAUAUUAUUACGUAAGUUCGUAAGGACAAUUCCAAGCCAUGGAAUGUGAGCGAGACAUGGCAAUUUAUGUGGCUAUUUGAAAAUCAGUUGAUUGGUGGUAAUUUCAUAAAUUACUUGAUAUUCAAUAAUGGAUAAAUACAUACUUGGUAUAGAUAUAGGAACUACAUCAGUGAAAGUCUGCAUUAUAAAUACAAAGGAUCACAAUGUGGAAGCACAGCAUGGAAAAGACACCCAGUCAAAUAUACCAAGCGAUACAGGGUUUGGUGGCAACAAACAAGAUGUAUCCACUAUUAUUUCGGCUGUAAAUUUGUGUGUGUCUAAACUACCCAAACAGUUGCUUCAGAAAGUUAGUGGAAUUGGAUUAUGCGGCCAGAUGCACGGGAUCAUGUUCUGGAAGAACGACAACGAUCAGAAGGCUUGGGAAAUCGUGGGAAAAGAGAAAAGUGUAAGAUUCGAUGUGGUAAAAGACCGAGUUUCAGCUCUGUACACCUGGCAAGACAACCGAUGUGAUCCGGCAUUCCUAGCCUCCAUUCCAGCGCCUCAAAGUCAUCUCCGAAUCGCUUCUGGAUUUGGGUGUGCCACCUUGUUUUGGAUGGUCAGGAAUAAACCAGAAAAACUGAAGAAGUACAACUGCGCAGGCACAAUUACUGACUUUGCUAUUGCCAUCUUGUGUAAUCUGGACAAACCAGUGAUGGCCAAUCAAAAUGCGGCCUCUUGGGGAUAUUUCGACUGCAAAACCAACUCCUGGAACACAGAAUUGUUGAAAGGAUCGGGAUUUCCAGUAGAUUUACUCCCAGAUAUUAGGGAUACAAGUCAAUUGGCUGGUCGUUUGGUUGACAGUUGGCAUGGCAUACCUAAAGGAACACCUAUUGGAAUGGGCUACGGAGAUAUUCAAUGUUCUGUUUUAUCCACCUUGGAAAACCCAUCAGACGCAGUCUUGAAUAUAUCAACAUCAGCUCAAAUCACUUUUGUAGCUGAAAAUUAUAUCCCUCCAGUAGGACCUCCAACUCAAUCUUCUGUUGAUUAUUUUCCAUACUUUAAUAAUCAAUAUAUCGCUAUUGCCGCGUCUCUGAAUGGCGGAAACAGUUUGGCAACGUUCGUGAAGAUGUUGCAACAGUGGACGUUGGAGUUGGGAUUCAGUGUACCUCAAUCAAAGGUUUGGGAGAAAGUACUGGCUCUAAGUCAAGAUGACAGUGCGGCAUCCAAUUUAGUUAUAGUACCUACCUGCCUGGGUGAAAGACACGCACCUGAAGCUUAUGGUUCCAUACGAAAUAUAAAUGUAGGAAAUUUAGGACUAGGACAAGUUUUUAGAGCACUCUGUAGAGGAUUAUUAGAAAAUUUACAUAGUAUGAUGCCUAAAGAAGUUCUACAAGAAGCCAAAAUAAAACGGAUAGUAGGUAAUGGAUCAGGCCUAUCUCGAAACAUCGUCCUCCAAAAGGAGGUGCAACAUCUCUAUCAGCUCCCUCUAGUGUUCACGAAAGGCGGUGACGCAGCCAAAGGAGCAGCUAUGGGCCUGGCUUUAGUAAGCGACUGUCAAUGCAAAAAUGCCUAGGAAAAUUUAUUGUUAUUAUUAGGAAAAUUGUUGGAUAAUUCUAAGGAGUAUAGAGUGAGAAUACGAUUUUUGAGUGAUAUUUUAAGUCAGCGUCAGUCAUCACAUAGAAUGUAAAGUGUGUUUUAUAUUUUACUUGGAUUGAUUUAUUAAGAAAAAAGAAUGUAAAAAAAAGUGUUUGAUGUUUGGAUGUUUGCCUGUAUUAUCUGAAAUGCCUAAAUGUUUGAUGUGAUAUUUUCGGAUAAGUUAAGUCAGGAACUUAGUUUUCCGAGGCAUAUUUUUUGGUGGAUUAACUUAUUCUAUGAAUGGAUGCGUAUCAUUCUUUCCUAGUUAAAUUUCUAAUGAGAUAAAUAUCUGUAACAUGGGGCCUAUAAAUACAUACCGAAAAGUGUGGUCUGUUUAUUUUAACAUGUAAGACAGCUUAAUGAAAGAUCAAAUGCAUUAAAAAGGGAUAAAAAUUCGGUUGAUACAUUUCUUCUAUGCGGUAUUGUCGGAUUUUGCAUCAAAGUUUCAAACCGCACAAGUAGGCGUUUACGACAAAAAUUCAGUCAUCUUGGGUUGGAAACCAAUGACUAUAGAAUAUAAGGACAUGUAACGCCCAUAUACGGGCUGCAGCAGAAUUUGUGACAUUAGAUGCAAUUUUUUUGAUGGCGACGAAUGAGUCAUCAGCGACUUUAGCGAUUUUAAUAGUUUGUAUAUAGUGAACUUUGUAUAAACUUUAUUACAAUGGCGAUUAGUUGUUCAGCUUUCAAGUGAAAAAAGCCGCAGCGAUAAGAAAGAGCCAGGAGUUACGUUUCAUAGAUAAAUAAACAGUCUGCUCCACCUUUUUAGUGUUUUCUUAGUUUUCUUAUUGAAUUCGAUAAUU
Messenger RNA from Sitophilus oryzae (rice weevil), 2516 nucleotides. RefSeq names its product sedoheptulokinase-like. The record is from RefSeq and is a predicted model, not a curated record. Gene Ontology annotation, cellular component: cytosol. The transcript is spliced from 7 exons. The coding region runs from base 230 to 1654 and encodes 474 amino acids. Gene Ontology annotation, molecular function: sedoheptulokinase activity. Gene Ontology annotation, biological process: carbohydrate metabolic process. Lineage: Eukaryota; Metazoa; Arthropoda; Insecta; Coleoptera; Curculionidae.